GUUGACGAUGGACACCUCACGGCUCACCUAUUGGACCACAGGCUCCCCUCAUUCCCGGGUGGCUGGCACAACUCAGACCCAUUUAAGCUCCAGCACCCGGGCCGAGUUCUGCAAUCACAAUCCUCUAGCUGAGCAAGACACAGCAAGCAACAAACAGGCCUACCCAGGCCUUACCCAUCGGGGGAGCCGCCGAUGGUGGAUGCAAAUCCAAUGCCAUGAUAAAAUGGCUGUUUUACAGAGGUUUAUCAGGUGAGACAUCAAUUCUUAUGUGAUUUAGGGUUUUCUCCACCUCAAAAGAGACCCCUGACAUCUCUCCCUCAUAUACAGCAAGCAAGUUAACUGUGUGUGUACAGAGCUAAUGUACAGAGCAAAAUCAUCUUCAGGUGGAAAUGCGUCUGCUCAUUCACAUCUACCCUACUCUGAUUGGUCAGUAGAAUAAAGCUAAUGCUCUUUCCAAGCCACCUGUUAUCAAUGGAAAGGUGACCAUCAUAUCCAAGCUCAAGGAGGUCUGGGAUCAGACAGUGAAGUUAUCUCUUGGGAAAGGCAAACUUGAUGCAAAAGAGAGGUUCAUGGUCAAGGUAAACAAGUUAUUUGAUAUACUGACUUGCAAGUGUCAUAUAACCAUUUGUGAGGAGGAAGGCUGUGUGAACCAAGCCCAAAUUAACUGUUCCUGCUGCAGAGAGAAAAAGAUUCCUGUUAAAGAGCUUGCCUACGUCAAGGGACAGAAAGAGAAGGUUGGAGGCAUAGGUCCCCACCAAAUGGGGGGCCCUGAUCUGCUAAAGCACAAGAGACAGGUGAAGACAUUGGAUAGGCAGGAGAUUGAAAAUAAGGCAAAGAAAAGGAGAAGGAGCAAGGUGGAAAAUUCUGAAGCAGCAGAGAAGGCAGCCAGGAAGGAUAUCAAGAGAUUUUUGGUAGAUGGUGAUGAGAAUCUGGAAUUGGAGAGAAGUGGUGCCGAAGACGAGUUUGUCCCUGAAGUUGAACAUUUCCUUGAAACUGACCCUGAACCUGCAACUUCAAGAAAAGUACAGAAAACCUAUGAUGAGAUUCCAAACAUUGCUCUUGCUUGUGUAAGGUUUGGCAAAGGGCUAAGGCUAACUGCAGCCAUAGGAACUGCAGCCCUAAUUGAUGCAGGAAUCAUCACAGAAGACGACACAAGGAAAGUGAUUAAUAAGAAUAAGGUCAAGAGAGCACAGGAGAAGUUGAGAGAGCUGGGGUAAGAGUUUGAGGAAAAGUGCAGGGAGGAGGGGGGGAUCUCCUGUAUCCUCUUUGAUGGGCUAGACACUGUGGUGCCCACUGUGAAAAGAUCUGCUUGGAAUGCCCACAGUGAAGCCCUCAUCAGAAGGAGAGAAUUGAGGGGAUGGAAAGAAUUCUGGCUAUCAGGGGAGAGGGGGAUCCAGGCACUCAGUCGAGAACCCCACGAUCAGGACCAGAAGGACACCUGACAUCAACUGUGAUGCUUUAAGUAUUGGUGGCUUGAUCAGCUGGCCGGAGGGUGUGUCAGAGCCAUCUCUCACCUGUUCCCUGCACACCUCAGAGGUAAAUGAUGCCCCCACGAAGGUUCCCAACUGGCCUUGCCACACACAAAGCAUUGAGAGUGUUGUGAAAAUGGUGACUGAGGCUUCUGCCAAAUGCUUCUCACAGGAAAAUGGGGAUGGAGGGAUCGGGGCUCAAGAGACUGAGGAGACUGAUGUCCAAGAAUGACUCAAAGCAGGACUUGUGCAACCUGACAACAUUCAAGAAGUCAGGAGAUUGAUCUUUGCAAAUGUAUCCAGAGAUAUAGUGCCCAUGGUGUUCAACUGUUAGUAAAUAUGUAAAUUUGAAUUGCUUUGCCCAUUAAUUUCCAUUUCAUCUUCUUAUAAAGGGGUUUGAAAGAAUAAAAUAAGUUAUUUGAAUACAAAAAUUAUGUAGGUUGGAGGUACCCUAUCAAAAAAAUAAACUCAUAUUUGAAUUCUCCACCAAAAAAUACAUAACUUAGACACGUUAAGAUUUCCUUCAAAUUCAUGUUGGCACCUGAGUAUGGCCCGCCCUACUAACGUAGUUCCUUUAUGAAUCUUAGGCACAUAGAAUACAUAUGUUUAAACUCUAGAAGGCAAGCAUAGACACUUGAGCAAUGGCAGUGAUAAAUCAAAACUAAUGUAAUAAA
Molecule: messenger RNA, 2143 nt
Organism: Penaeus vannamei (Pacific white shrimp)
Lineage: Eukaryota; Metazoa; Arthropoda; Malacostraca; Decapoda; Penaeidae
Source: RefSeq, a predicted model, not a curated record